GUUAUAAGUGUGUCAACAGGAAGGAAUUUUGUGUUUAUUUUUACGUUAAACCCAAACACGUAUCAAAUCGUUCCACUUCCUCCUGCCAAUUUUAAUUAAGUUUCACAAGUUUCGUCAAAUGUUCCAAUAAGUAAAUUAUGUCCGCAAGCAUUUUACAAAAGCUCAUCAGGCAAUCGCAUUUAGCAUAUGGUCGAAUUGGCUCGAAAAUUUUGCUAAAUCGGGGUCCGAUUAGUUGGAAUAAGUUUUGUAGAGUUUUAGCCGUAGAGAACGCAGACUUGAAGUCACAACUGGACGACGAAAAUCUUGAAGUAACCACGACGGCACCUGUAACCGAAAAACCAGUGGACAUGUCAAAGUACCGCCUUCCAGCCGUUGCAGCACCUACCACCUACGACCUCUACUUAUACCCGGACUUGCAGACCGGACUUUUUAAAGGAAAAGUUUCGGCUGACACCGACAUCACAGAAAACACAAAUUCGGUAGUUCUGCACAGCAAUCAGCUGAAUAUAAAUAGCGUCCACAUAGGUGAAGAAGAAGGUGUGUUUGAAAUUGAUAAGGAUUAUGAAUUGUUGAGCGUGCGGAAGAGAGAUGGGUCCAACUUUGAAAAAGAUUCGAAGGUUAAAAUUACCGUGGAUUUUGACGGUGAUAUGAAGAAUAGAAUUGUGGGGUUGUAUACGAGCUCCUACACUAAUCCGGAGGGACAAGUAAGAUAUAUGGCGACUUCAAAAUUCGAACCGACGUACGCCCGUCAAGCGUUCCCGUGUUUCGACGAACCUCAUCUCAAGGCCACCUACAAAGUCCAUCUUUUAAAACCCAACGACCCCGCCUACACAGCUUUGUCAAAUUACCCACAAUAUGCCGAAGAAACUGUCGCAGAUGGGGUUAUGGUACAUUUUAACGAAACCGUACCCAUGUCCACCUACCUGUCGUGUUUCAUAGUAUCAGAUUUCGCUUAUACAAGUACGACGUUUCAAAAUGGCGACAGGGAAACCCCAUUCCGGGUUUACGCCAGCCCUCACCAAUUAGAUAAAACAACGUAUGCAGGCGCAGUGGGAAAAAGCGUUAUAGAAUACUACAUAAACUAUUUCAACAUCUCGUACCCUUUACCCAAACUAGACAUGGUUGCCAUUCCUGAUUUUGUGUCCGGCGCUAUGGAGCAUUGGGGGCUUGUGACCUACCGGGAAACGGCGCUUUUGUAUGACAGUUCGACGCACUCCGCCAGCAAUAAGCAAAGAGUUGCGGAAGUUGUGGCUCAUGAGCUAGCCCAUAGUUGGUUUGGGAAUUUAGUUACCAUGGAUUGGUGGAAUAACUUGUGGCUUAAUGAGGGUUUCGCCACGUAUAUUGCUGAUAAAGGGGUGGAGGCGGCGGAACCUGAUUGGAAAAUGGUGGAACAAUUUCAGAUUAACACCCUUCAUUCGAUCUUGUCACUAGAUGCCACUCAAGGGUCGCACCCCAUUAUUCAAACCGUGGAAACUCCGGAUCAGAUCACCGAAGUUUUUGACACAGUGUCAUACAACAAGGGUGCCUCCGUCCUAAGAAUGUUGGAAUACGUGGUAACCCCCGAAAACUUCCAAAAAGGAGUCACCAACUACUUGAACAACCACCUCUACGGAAACGCAGAGACCCAGGAUUUAUGGAACGAAAUCCAAAAAGUGGUCGGUGAAGGCCUCAACGUCACGCAAUUCAUGGACACCUUUACAGUACAAAUGGGAUACCCAAUCCUCGAAACCAAAGUACAAGGAAAUCAGUAUACCUUUACGCAGAAACGCUUCCUGAAAGACUACGAAACCGCCGCUAGGCAAAAAAAUUCGCCUUUAAAUUACAAGUGGAGCAUACCCGUGUCGUACGUCACGGAUUUAGGGACUUCCCAAAUCCACUGGUUCGACUACGGAGCAAACGAGCUGGUUGUGGAAAAACCAUCGGGUACUAAAUGGAUCAAAUUCAACCCUAGUCAAGUUGGUUACUAUAGAGUGAAUUACGAAGAAAAUGACUGGAACGUGCUGAUCGAAAACAUUAACGAUCUGUCACUGGGGGAUAAAACACACUUGUUGGAGGAGAGCUUCAGCAUAGCAGAAUCUGGGGAUUUAAGUUACACGAUCCCUCUAACUCUAACUAAAUACUUAGUUAAUGAAACGCACUAUAUUCCGUGGAGUGUGGCCUCGUCACGACUGCAAAGUAUCUCAAACUACCUACAAACGUCUCAAUUUGACUCCAAUUUUAAGUCGUACGUGAUUGGUUUGUUGACGCCGGCGUAUGACAAGUUGGGUUGGGAUGAUUCCAACGACAGCGAAGGACACUUGGAGAAGUUAGCGAGAGUUGUCGUUUUAAAUCUGGCAUGCGCAAUGGACUACGAUGUGGCUCUGAAUGAGUCAAAGACGCGGUUUGAUGAGUGGAUACUUGACCCGACUGUACCCAUAUCGCCUAACUUGAGGUCUAUUAUUUACAAAUUCGGAAUGGUGACUGCCGACGAGGUUACGUGGAACAAAGUUUUUGACUUAUUUGCCAAAGAAAGCGAUGCCAAUGAGAAGCUAAAGUUGAUGAACGGGCUUGCGAACGUGCGGAACCCAUCAUUGUUGACAAAAUUAAUAGAGUUAGCCAAAAAUGAGACCGUAGUGAGAGGUCAAGACUACUUCACCCUGUUGCAGUACAUAGCGGCGAACCCUAUCGGGACCCCUAUAGUCUGGGAUUACGUUCGAGAAAACUGGAAGUACCUGGUGGACCGCUUCACCCUGAACGACCGAUAUUUAGGCCGCCUCAUACCCAGUAUAACCAGCAGAUUUGCCAUCACCACUAAAAUUGAAGAGAUGCAACACUUCUUCGCUAAAAACCCGGAUGCAGGGGCAGGAGCGGCCGCUCGAGUGCAGGCACUUGAAACUGUUACCAACAACGUGAAAUGGUUGAGCAAAUAUCAAUCGGUCGUCGAACAAUGGAUAACGAGUUCCUAAUACACUACCUCAAUAAAAAAUUGCUCAAAA
This is a messenger RNA of Zophobas morio, 2975 nucleotides long. RefSeq names its product aminopeptidase A-like. Bases 138 to 2945 code for a protein of 935 amino acids. Gene Ontology annotation, biological process: peptide catabolic process; proteolysis. Lineage: Eukaryota; Metazoa; Arthropoda; Insecta; Coleoptera; Tenebrionidae. The transcript has 15 exons. Gene Ontology annotation, cellular component: cytoplasm. Gene Ontology annotation, molecular function: zinc ion binding; peptide binding; metalloaminopeptidase activity. The record is from RefSeq and is a predicted model, not a curated record.